AUGAGAGCACCAAGACCAACAUGCCAUGGGAGCUCUCAGGGCAGCUGGUUGACGCCUUACUCGCCUUUGCUCGCCGUGUCAACACAGCCCCGACGAUCGAGAUUCUGGCACACGCAGAUUGAGAUGACGCAGACCUCCCGAGAGGUCCUCAACACCAAAAGCAACACUAAUCGACUGUUGGAGGCGCUCUGCGCGCCAACACCCCAAGGCACACGGCCAUUGAAAAACUCUGCCAGCUUCAGUCACAUGAUCUCAUCCUCGAGCUCAACGUCGUGGGUGCAAGGAUGGAAUCAGAAGCUGCCGUCGCAGCUAUCCUCCGUCCCGAGCAACUCACUGAGCUCCGGAAGCACACCGUUGACCCCCUUUCCAGCGCAGGAGGACCUAGAGGUCUAUCUGGAGCGCACCAACACCGAGAUCAUCAACCCAUUACGACGACACCCUGAUAAGAUUGUUAACAAAGCUAACCUCGCUAUCCAGUCCACCCAGGAUACGACCAUCGCUCACCGCAAGUUCGCUGCAGUCCGGCUUAUCAGAAAGCCCGAUUGGAUUAAGGCCUUCGGAGAUGACACCUGCAUCAAAAGACGCAUCUGGGGCGUCGUCGUACGCGGCGUCCACUGCAGCGUUGACCCCAAAGACCCUCAAUUCAAAGUCUUCCUCAAAUCCGACAACGCGCCGAUUCUCCAGAGCCAGGGCAUGCCCCCGAUGAACAUCACGUGCAUGGGAUGGCUCCUUGGGGACAAGAAGAUCAAAGAAUAA
Molecule: messenger RNA, 756 nt
Organism: Talaromyces atroroseus
Lineage: Eukaryota; Fungi; Ascomycota; Eurotiomycetes; Eurotiales; Trichocomaceae
Exons: 2
Coding region: 1-756 (251 amino acids)
Source: RefSeq, a predicted model, not a curated record